Messenger RNA from Tigriopus californicus, 3887 nucleotides. RefSeq lists its product as uncharacterized. The coding region runs from base 1318 to 3213 and encodes 631 amino acids. Gene Ontology annotation, molecular function: zinc ion binding; DNA binding. NCBI's taxonomy places the organism in Eukaryota, Metazoa, Arthropoda, Copepoda, Harpacticoida, Harpacticidae. The record is from RefSeq and is a predicted model, not a curated record. The transcript is spliced from 2 exons.
UAUUUUAGUCGUAUCUCUUGCUCCUCUUCCUCCUGCUCCUCCUGCUCCUCCUCCUCCGGGAUCCGUCUUCGCUUGGCAGUAGUAGGAGGUUUGGUCUGGUUUGGUUUAGUGUUGGAAUGUCAGACGAAAAGUAAAAGAAGGAUCUCUCGUUCACGAAAUUCCGAAAUCCUCUCCAAAAUCCGACCCCAUCCAAGUUCUGAACUCCUUCCGGGAAUUGACUGGCAAUCGGAUGGCAUCAUCGCUUCAGUCUCGAUCAGAUGGACAUAAAUACCCAUAAUUAGGCAAAUAGACGAGCUUCAUUGGAUAGAGAUUAUGUUUGGUCUUGGCCAGAAUUUAAGUGAGAGCGCUUUCUCCAAAGCCACGAUCGAGCUGUGUGGAGUCGUCGUCUCUGGCACAUAUACGGGAUCCAACCAUGCUGGAUUGCUAGUGAUAGCAGGAGGCUAACCACCACCAUCACUACCACUACCACUACCACCAUCGUCAUCAUCUUUUUCCUCUUCUUCUUCCACUAGCACCACCAUCCUUAAGACUGCCGUGAACGCGGUGUCUUGAACCAGGACUUUGGCACGGAGUGAAAGAGGGAGCUCCAUUCCAAUGGUUGGACAGAAGAACGUAUAUGUAUUCCACUCUUACUUAUCCACGCACGCUCUUACUAUACUUGGAGCUUCCAUCUGGCAGUACAUGUCCGUCUAGGAGUAUUAGCAAGCAGGCCCACAUUGGAAUCUGCUGCCGAGACAAGAACCUGAGGGAUCAAUGUGGCGAGGUGUACUGGAUUGAAUAUCCCAAAUAUGUGCCCAAUGGCAUCCCUCUGAAGAUGUGUUCCAACUCUCCGUGGGAACCAUCCCGCCCAACUGAGCUUUUAAAAACUCACGAGAAAGUGCCUUGUGAUUGCGUAUCAAAUCAACAACAAGACCCAGAGAACCAGCGAGGAUCGAGCAAGUGAGUGAGUCCUCCUCCUGUCACUGACGGUCGGUCGGUGGUUCGUGCGUCCGUCCGUCCGUCCGUCCUUCCAUCCGCUUCUUCAUAGAGUGAUCCCGGAUGCAAAGUGAACCGGUGUUAUGACGGUGGAAAGGAGCAGCAAGAGCUGUUUUGGGCUUCAUCAUGGACUUUGGGUGACCUUGUCGGGUGUUUGGAAAUAGAUUGAUGGCAAAACAAGCCAUGUUCCCGUGAUCGCGAAUAAUCAAAAAUACCAAACGAACGAAAUCAAGCCAGCAUGGAUUCACGGCGACGACGACGACGACUCGUGUGACCUGGCUGGCAGACCCUACUACGGUAUGUGAACCCAAAGCCUUCGAGGGAUCGAAUCAAAGGCUCACAAUGCAAACCAUCGCCUCGAAUGGUCAUCAACUUGGUUCGCUGACCUCGCCUACUUCACUCAACAAUAACGGCGCUCCCCUCAAUUUGGAACACUACAAGUUUGUGCGGAAUAUUCUGCCCAAUGUUCCACACUGCAUCGAAUCACUCCACUUCAAUGAUCUCAACACGUGGGAUUGUGCCUUGAGUGUUAGCUUGCGGACAGAGUCGGAUUGCUUGAAAUGGCUGGCGGAAUUUCAGGAUAACACGCGAACCGACUGGAAAGUCGAUAGCAAUCUAGCCCUCUCGUCGGGUUCGGGGGGAUCCAAGGAACAAAAGGUGCAAUGGGGUAUGGUCUAUCGGUGUUGUCCGGUGGGAGUGAGUCCUAAGCUGUGCACUGCCAAAUUAGAAAUGAAAGUCGUGGCUCACCCGCCCAAUGAGAAGGUCUCUUCCAAACACAAACAAUACCCGUGCUCGGUGACCAUUUCAUUUGCCCACAACCAUGAAGUGACGCCCUCCAAUAAUAAUGAUGAUGAUGAUGAACAUGCCUCAAUCAGUGCGGCAAUACAAGCCGAACCCUUGCUCAAUGAUGAUUCGUACAAAAUGCACACCAGCCCUAAUUUAAAAGAUGAUUUUGAGAGCUUCUUCCUGCCUCAAAGCAGUGCCCCCGUGAUCGCCACUCCCACCACUGACAAUGUGACUCAGACGGGUGGGAUGCCCCCAAGUAGCCUCAAUCUAAGUGCAAUCCAAAUUCAGCCUCAUGGAGCGCCCAAUCCCGGUGGUCAGCUCGUCAUCCUACCCGAGCAAGUGUCCCAAAGUAGGUUUACCAGUGAAGUGUUCGAUCUGGCGGAUGUGAGCAAUAAACUCGACGAAGUUCUCGCCUACCUCAAGGCCAUGCUCAAGAAACCUAGCGGAACGGCCAUUGCCGCAGUGAAGCAGUUUUCCGAUAGCUUCGAGAGGCUCAAGCACAACGACGACGCAAUGGAAACGGCCCUCUGUCAAUUUGGAGCCGACACUCACAUCCAGUCUUCUCCCGCCGUGACGUUCAAUAACCCUCCUCAGUCAGCUCCGCCUACCAUCCCUCAAUGGAGCAUGAGUGUGCCCACCGUGGAACAGAAUGGCGUGUCCACCCCCGCUCCCAUUCAAGACGAGGCCCUGUCGGCUGAAGCGAUGAAAGCCCUCAAGAAAUUGAAGAAAAAACGGAAGAAGGGCAUCCCCGAUGUUCUCCCCGGACAAGUCGAUCCGAUCACGGGCAAGCGGAAAAAACGCUCUCGCUGUGGCACGUGUCAAGGAUGCAUCAAUCGGGACAAGACCCAGGAUUGUCGGGUGUGUCGAAAUUGCUUGGAUCAAAAACGAUACGGGGGCCCGGGUAGGCUGAAAAAAGCCUGUGUCAAGCGAUCCUGUGUGAUCAUGGCCACUUCCGAAGGUCAAGCCCCUUUGCCUCAACAAACGCAACCCCAAACUCAAAACGCGAGUAACCCGCCUCAUAUCCCCAAUAUCGUGUCAUCGAUUGGGGGCCCUACCAACAUUGCUCUGCCCUUGCACCCCGUGCCCGUGAGUGAGACGCAGCCCAUCGCAACCAUUCAACUUCCACAACAACCAAUCACACUUCAACCCAUCGAUACGUUGGCAUCGACUGGAAUGACCACCUCGGUAUCAGAGGGCUCCACCACCGUUCUUUCUUGGCCCAAUUUGAGUCAGUUUACGCCUACUUUCCAGGUUCAGCAGCCGGUGCAUUUCACAUAUCAGCCUCAAAGCUCCAUUGCUAACUUCGUCUCGUCAGCCGAGUCCAUUUCCACCCCCUCGGAUGGACACGUCCAGUUUUCCACCUCAGCCACUAGUUUGAUGUCGUGUAACUCGACAUCGCUUCAUCUCGACACAAUUACGGCCGAAGCGGCCAAGCAGCAUGGAAUCACUUGAAAAACUCACUUGAUAAUUGGGGUACUCGAAGAAACUCUCAACGGAAUCAAAACGCGCCUCCAAUCAAAGUAAAUGGCUGAGAAGAAAAGUAAAUUUCAACUUAAGAGAAAGGAGACAGGACUCGUCGAUCCUGAUCUAGUAUUGUAAGCCUCACAAUUUCACUCCUACUCCCAGUUCUUUCAGGACGAAACUUCCCAGUCUUCACAACGAAAGACACCCCCGACCAUGAAUUUGUAUUUGGAACUGCCAAUUCACUUGAAACCAACCUUUCGCAUCUAGUCUCUCUGCGGAGACUCUUCCAAAAUUGAUUGAUUUAACUAGAACCACACCCACGUCCAAGCUGAAGCUCAACAACAACCAACUCACAUUCCAUUCCCAUUUUCCAAAGGUUCUGUGGUUGGAAGUCCAAGGCGAACCUUGGGUAGUAUUGGCACACUCAAAAAUUCUGUGAUUUAGGCCUAGGUUUUUCCAGAGUGUUUUUUUUACGAAUAUACUGAAAAGAUAUUACCACCCUAAACUAUGCGGUCGAAUCCGGCCAAUCGUGUACAUUGUUAUUUGAAUCUAUAUAAAUCUAUAUAACAUAUAUAUUAUUAGUACUUUCUUAUAGAAGAUCAAUAUUUUUCCUCUCAAGCAGAGUAUGAUCACGAGUAAAAUAAAUUGCUAUCAACUUCGGA